Manacus vitellinus (golden-collared manakin) is the source of this 1172-nucleotide messenger RNA. RefSeq names its product nucleotide binding protein 1 (gene NUBP1). Gene Ontology annotation, cellular component: cytosol. The record is from RefSeq and is a predicted model, not a curated record. Gene Ontology annotation, molecular function: ATP-dependent FeS chaperone activity; iron-sulfur cluster binding; ATP binding. NCBI's taxonomy places the organism in Eukaryota, Metazoa, Chordata, Aves, Passeriformes, Pipridae. The transcript has 10 exons. The coding region runs from base 413 to 1063 and encodes 216 amino acids. Gene Ontology annotation, biological process: iron-sulfur cluster assembly.
ACGCGGCUGGGCGCGGCGCGGCCGAGGCGUGAGCGGCCCGGGCGAGGGAGAACGGCUCGGGCCGGGACGGGCCCCCCGUCGCCACAACCCGCCGCCACAGCCCUCGCUGUGCCUUGCAGAUGUUGCCGGGUACCGGCAAGCGCCCAGGCGGGCAGCGCGGCCGCCUGCAGGGAUUGCCCCACCAGGGGCUGUGCGCGGCCGGGCCGCGCCGGGCCGCGACCGGCCGAGGCGCGGAGCUGCCCGGGCGCGGCUGCGGGCGCGUGCGGCACACGGUGCUUGGUGCUGUCGGCAAGGGCGGCGUGGGCAAGAGCACCUUCAGGCGCCGCCCUUGCGCACGGUGCUGGCGGCCGCGAGCACAAAGCAGGUUGCUCUGCUGGACAUCGAUAUCUGUGGGCCAUCGAUCCCUAAAAUAAUGGGUCUGGAAGGAGAACAGGUUCAUCAGAGUGGAUCUGGAUGGUCUCCAGUGUAUGUUGAAGAAAACUUAGGUGUCAUGUCAGUGGGGUUCUUGCUUAGCAGCCCUGAUGAUGCAGUCAUCUGGAGAGGACCAAAAAAAAAUGGGCUGAUCAAGCAGUUCCUCCGUGACGUGGACUGGGGGGAGGUCGAUUACCUGAUCGUGGACACACCGCCGGGGACGUCGGACGAGCACCUGUCCAUCGUGCAGUACCUCAGUGCCACCCACAUCGAUGGGGCUGUCAUAGUCACCACCCCGCAGGAAAUCUCGCUUCAGGAUGUUCGGAAGGAGAUCAACUUCUGCCACAAGGUGAAACUGCCCAUCAUAGGUGUUGUGGAAAACAUGAGUGGCUUUGUGUGUCCAAAGUGUAAGAAAGAAUCUCAGAUCUUUCCCCCAACUACUGGUGGUGCAGAGAAGAUGUGCCAGAAUUUGAAUGUUUCCCUCCUGGGUAAAGUGCCUCUGGAUCCACAGAUAGGAAGAAGUUGUGACAGAGGCCAGUCAUUCCUGUCCGAAGCACCAGAUUCUCCAGCUACAUUGUCUUACAGGAAUAUCAUUCAAAGAAUUCAGGAGUACUGUGAACAACAACAUUCUCAAGAAGAAAAGAUGAUCUAAUCUGUGAAUGGAAUAAAAAAUGUAGCUCUUGUUUAAAAGUAACUUAUGCCUUGAUUUAAUAGAAGGAAUGUAUUCUUUUUGUAUAUUGCAAAUAAAUUCUUAAUAUAAA